AUCAAAUAAUAGAAAAUUAUAGUACCAAACAAAUAUUUUAAUUUUAAAAAAAUUAUAACGAAAAAAAAAACUGAAGGUUAGUAAGAAUUGGAGAAUAGUUCUCCUUCAUUUUCGGUCCAUGACUGUUCUCUCGAUCCAUCAUCGUUCCUUUUCUUCGAAAACCAAAUCCAUUUCCCUUGUUUUGAAGAUUAGAGUAAGAGAUUGAGAUUGAGGUUGAGAUUCAUUAAUCAUUGAAAAGAAAAAAAGACAUACGUGAUCAUGGAAAAAUCCACAAGUAAUUCAAAAGAUGGGAAUGUGGGAACUCCUAAACACGGCCAUGAAAAUCCUGAUCCUAAAUCUGAAUCUGAAUCUCAGCUCGCCGGAGAAAGUAAGACAGAGGAGAAGGACAAUGUUUGUAAUAAUGCCGAGGAAAAUCGAGCUGCCAAUUCCGAUUCCCAUAUGAAUCACAAUCAGAUUCUGGAAGACGUUGAUCGAUUCUUUCAGAGUUUGAACCAUUCAGAUGUGCCGGGAGAAGCUCCAAACUCGGUGGAGCUACUCUGUAAAAUGACGGAGUCCAUGAUCGAUAAAUAUAACGAAGGACAGAGCAGUCUCAUCAAAUUCGGCAAAGACCCAGAAAACGACACGUCGUUUUCGGAUGCGUUGAGACGAGUAUCCAAACUUUCGAACGAGUUGGGGAAAUACCCUGUUUUCAAUGCUAGUGUGAACAGAGCAAGCUCUGUUCUUCAGAGAGCAAUGUCGUUUUUAGAAGAAGAGUUUCGUGCUCUUCUUGAGGAUUCGAAAAACGACAAUAAAGAUUCAUCAUCCUCCUCCUCGGAUCCUAAAUCCCAGGAUAAGACUUCGAAACAAUCUUCGUUCAACAACAACAACAAUCAUGAAUAUUCCGAUCGUUGUGUUAUAGGUGGCGAUUCUGAUCAACAACAACAAUCUGGUCAGGCUUCAGAGGAGGAGUUUCCCGGAUUCUCUCAAGAAACUGUUUCGAAACUAAACACGAUCGCUAACACCAUGAUCUCAGCCGGAUACGACACCGAAUGUUGUAUGGCUUAUAGUAUCUCUAGGCGAUCUGCAUUCAAAGCAGCCCUGGAGAAACUCGGCUACGACAGCAUUAGCAUCGACGACGUACAACGCAUGCAAUGGGAAUCGCUCGAAGGAGAGAUCGCCACGUGGAUCACGAUCGUCAGGCAAUGCACCGCCGUACUCUUUCCCAACGAGAUGAAGCUCAGCGACUCUGUCUUCUCUGACCACCCUUCAAUCUCCCAGAGCCUCUUCAGCAACAUGGCUCGUGCGUUUGUCAUCAAGCUUCUCGAUUUUGCGGAGGCUGUGGUUCUAACCAAGCGCUCCGCAGAGAAACUCUUCAAGUUCCUCGACAUGUACGAGACCCUCCGGGAUCUCAUUCCGGUAAUCGGCGGAGAAUCGUACCCGCCGGAGAUAUCUAAAGAAAUGACCACAGAAGCUACUACGGCCAAAAGCCGGCUGGGGGAGGCUGCAGUCAGCAUCUUCUGCGACCUUGAAAACUCAAUCAAGAGCGACAAUGGAAGAACUCCUGUCCCAAGUGGGGCAGUCCAUCCCCUGACUCGUUACGUUAUGAAUUACCUAAAAUACGCCUGUGAGUAUAAAGACACGUUGGAACAGGUUUUCAAGCAAUGCCACAAGGUUGAGGACGACAAUGUGGAUCAUCCAGUUGAACAGAGCGCUCAUCAUUGGUCGCAAGGUGAUGAAACAGGGGAAUCCCAAACGACACCUUUUUCGAAACAGCUGAUGUCGAUGAUGGAUCUGUUGGACUCUAAUUUGGAAAUGAAAUCGAAGCUGUACAGAGACCCAUCAUUGAGCUAUGUUUUCUUGAUGAACAACGGAAGAUACAUUGUUCAAAAGAUCAAAGGUUCAAACGAGAUUCACCAACUGAUGGGAGAUACAUGGUGUCGGAAGAGGUCUUCGGAUUUGAGACAGUACCACAAGAACUACCAGCGCGAGACUUGGGGGAAAGUGCUGCAGUGUUUAGCCCACGAGGGGCUUCAGGUGAACGGUAAGGUUUCGAAGCCAGUACUGAAAGAGAGGUUCAAGAGUUUCAAUGCCAUGUUCGAUGAGAUACACAAGACACAAUCCACUUGGGUUGUGAGUGAUGAUCAGCUUCAGUCUGAGCUUCGGGUUUCGAUUUCGGCUGUUAUGAUACCGGCUUACAGGGCUUUCUUAGGGAGGUUUAAGCAGUAUUUGGAUGCCGGAAGACAAGCAGAGAAGUAUAUUAAGUAUCAACCUGAAGACAUUGAGACAUUUAUUGAUGAACUGUUUGAUGGGAAUGCUACGUCUAUGGCUAGAAGAAGAACAUGAUCCUCAUGAUCAUGAUAUGAUGAGAUGAGGCAUAGUUCAUAAUUGUGUUUGGUUGGUCCCAUGUCAAGAUUACAAGGUUUUUUUUUUAUUAUUAUUAUUAUUACUUCGAACGAUUGGUUCUCGAAUAAACAAACUGGAUUGAAACAAUAUUGAAUCUCCGUUUGUUUCAUAAUUUCA
This is a messenger RNA of Cannabis sativa, 2499 nucleotides long. Its product is annotated as exocyst complex component EXO70C1. The coding region runs from base 259 to 2322 and encodes 687 amino acids. Gene Ontology annotation, cellular component: exocyst. NCBI's taxonomy places the organism in Eukaryota, Viridiplantae, Streptophyta, Magnoliopsida, Rosales, Cannabaceae. The transcript has a single exon. Gene Ontology annotation, biological process: exocytosis. The record is from RefSeq and is a predicted model, not a curated record. Gene Ontology annotation, molecular function: phosphatidylinositol-4,5-bisphosphate binding.